This is a messenger RNA of Bombus impatiens (common eastern bumble bee), 3418 nucleotides long. RefSeq lists its product as uncharacterized. The transcript has a single exon. The record is from RefSeq and is a predicted model, not a curated record. Bases 270 to 3314 code for a protein of 1014 amino acids. Lineage: Eukaryota; Metazoa; Arthropoda; Insecta; Hymenoptera; Apidae.
AUUAAGCAUUAAGAGCGUCAAGGGAAUUAUUUAUAAGAUGAUCACCUGAUAUAGGAAUUCUGUUAAUAUGGGUUGCCAUGGUAAUCAUAAGAGGCACAUUAAAUACAAAACUGACCGAUUGGCGUGGUUAGGUAUAUAAAUUUAUUGGCCAUAAAACGACCGCAAAAUUAAUGGCGCGUUUCGGCUAGUCUCUCCAGAAGUUCCCGCGGGUUCGCGAUUCUUUUCUAAAUUCCCGUGUGCAACGAACAUCGAGCAAGACAAAACGGAAAAUGGCUCUGAAAAGGAAAAUUGUGAAAUCGAAAGAGGAACAGCUCUAUAUGCUCGAAGUGUUCGCCGAUCAAGUGACUUUAAGUCCCGAAAUUAUAGACAUUAAUAAGGAUAAUUUACUCGUAUGCGUGAGAUUCGUCGAUCUGCCAGAGUAUGAGAUAAGUGUCCCUCAAAGUAAAGAAAAUGAUAAUAAUAAAUCACCUGGAGAUUCUAAAUUUGGAAAAUCGUGUUUGUUCGCCAAGACUCCUAAUUCCCUGAUUAGAGCUCUAAGAUGGUCACCUAUGUAUUUAGACCUGUAUCGUAAAGACGUUGCUUGCUCAAACAAAAAUGGUGCUUUUUUGGGAACCGCAAAAGUGUCUUUGCCUACUUGUAUGUGUAAGCAUGUGAUUGCUUCACAAAAUGACACUAACGGUUUAUCUACGCCAUGUACAGUAAAAAAUUCGUUCGAUGUAACCGAUUCUAGUGGGAAAACGUCUGGUAACAUAGCCGUAGUUUUAAGAUUAUCGUGUUUUGGAAGCAGUAUCAUCGAGCAAUUUUCUCUGAGCGGCAAAUCUUUUAUGCUGGAGGACUCACCACUUCAAAAAUUUCUAUGUCCUUAUAUUCUUCCAGAAAGUUCAAAGGUUGAAAAAGAUCCGAAAGAUGGAAGUGGUUUGGAUAAAUCAUUACUGAAGCGACCAGACUCUUCUCCACGUAUUCCAAUGGAUCAUCCCGCUUUUAAGACUCUAACAAUGGCCGAAAAGCUCAACGAUCCCAAAUAUCGAGAACUGAUAUACAAAGCCUAUCCAGAUGAGCCGACGUGUAGCUGCUUGCCCAAGGAUCGUUCGAUACAUCCUAUGAUAUGUCCAUCAGGCUGUACUUAUCCUUGCUGCAUGAAAUUAAGAAAUCCCGAUAUACUACUCAAGGACGAGAACAAACGCGUGGAGGAUCCAUUAGCCAAUACUUACUGCGUUGACAAUACCCUGCCUGCGUUGUACGUUCUGAAACAGGAUUCUUCGUCUAGUAAACCAACUAGAUUGAAAGGCGGCGGAGAAGUAGAGCAGAUUUAUCUGGAUCCGUCUAGUUUCAGAUGGAUCAAUUACGAUACUGAUCAUCCCUGGUACAAUGAAAAGCAUAAUAUGGAAAGUCGACUAGAAGGUGGCGGCGAGGAUAGAGAUAUGUCCAGCUGCAGCUGUUCCGGUGGCCCGGUUAUGGUUUCGGCACAAGCAACUUCUCGAGAUAACGACGUAAUUCCCAUCUUCGAUGCUUGCACGCCUCGUAUAACGUCGACUGGGACAACUCCUGGUUGCAUUUGUCCUGGAAAGGAUGUCAAAUUUCCUAGAGGAGCUGCUAAAUGUAUGAAAUCACCGUGUUUGGGGAUAGAUUGCUUGAUUCGAGCUUUCAAAGAUGCACAAGACUUUGUAGAUUCCAUUGGGAAAGUACCAGGAUUGCCAGGACUCGGUUUAAUGGAUCCAUCAGAGAGUCCUUAUUUUGGUAGAGAUAUCAACAAAGACUACGUGCCUCCAGAUCGACUAGCAUCGAAGAGGAAGAUACCACAUGGGACUUCGCAACCAGCAGUAGCGACAACGACUCCUACUUGCACCGCUCCCUGUAGCAUCAAACCUAUGGACGAUAUGCGUCCUCAAGUUGCUGCUUACUCGCCUUCGAUUGCACGAGGAAUCGUGCCGCCUCGGUUGGGAAUCGUCCGCGAGGCUAUACCUGUUUUACCAGAGGCCGGUUUACCAACCGCGCCUGUAAAACAUAGGAAGAAGGAGGAGAAGAAGGACGAGAAAACGGACAAACAGAAGGAGCUCGAAGCCACGUCGUCCGCGCUGAUGGACUCGGAGGUGGGUCCUUGCGGUGAACCGAGAUGCAAAUCGAGGAAAAAGAAGCCACCAGAUAAUGGUAGCGCGACCCAGAGUAGCACUCAUGUCUUUUCUAAGACGCGGACCGGUGUAAAGCGUGCCGCCGCUACCGCGCCAAAAGCCCGUCGUAAAACGAAGAAAGGAUCCAAACGGGACUUGAAGCGCCGUAGUCCGCACUCGAAGCAGGACGCAGUACACGAAGCAGUACACGAUCAGCACCAUGAUGCUAAGACGGUGAUUCGACGAAGUGCAAGGGAAAGAUCUCUAGGACCUGGUGGUGAUCGCUAUGUAGCUGGAUCAGGUAUUAUGACCUCGCAACCGGCAUUUCCAGUCAGCAGACGAGUAAUGCGAUACGUCUACUUCGUUGGUGAUUAUUAUCCUGGGAUUCACUUCGGUCACAGAGACUGUAUCGACAUACCCAUGAGAGUCCCGGCUAACAUGGGUUGGUUAUGGAACACGAUGGACAAGGCGGGAAAAUUGAAGCCGCGCAUUGGUUGGAGGCCGGGUGCCAUUGGCCGCUAUUUGUACGAAAUGCUGCAAGAUGCGAAGGAUGUCUCUAUGGAUGAAAUAGAAGAAGAAAAAGCAGGAAUAGAAAGAACUGAUCGUGCUCGAGCCGAUCGAGGAAAAGUCGAUCGUGGAAGAGCCGAUCGUGGCAGAACCGAUCGUGGAAGACUCGAUCGCGUAAAAAUCGAUCGUGGAAAAACUGAUCGCACCAGAAUAAUAGAACGCGCGAGAUCAGCACCUUCGCGGCCAAAGAGUGGCACAAGAAGACAGAGAGCCGGAAGAACUAUGAGUUACCAGUCGAUGCAGAAGCAAUCGAAGAUGGAGGGAGAAGAUGAAGGAUCGGGAUCUCCACCGACUUUACAUAUUCACAGGAAAGAUGGCACUUACUAUGUAACGAUGUAUCCCAUUAGGCAAGAGACAUCUGCCGAGCCUUGUUUGUCCGAGCCAAUGAAACCGCUGCAGUUUAAAAUCGUGAAGAACAAGGACGAUGCUUCUAUCACGUCUAGCUCGACGGCGUCUGAUAUGGAAAUUGAAUUCUCUCCUCCCGCAGCUGUAACCAGGUAUCGUAAAAAGCCUGAUGUUGUUCACGUCGAUACCCAGGUUCGUCAGCAGGAAAUUAUAGACGCGUACAAAGCGGAAGAGUUUAGGAGAAAGGCUAGAAGAGGACCCAGGAGGGAAAAGAAGUUGAAAAAAGAGUCAUAAAAGAGUUAAAAAGAAUUCGUCUAAAACCGAACAUUGAAUAGUGAAAUUUGAAACGUACGAUAUGAUUACAGCAUAGAAUAGAUAGAAACUUUUUGAACAAUGGU